AUGACUGCGACCCGCCCGUCUAUCAGGGCCUGUGAUCGCUGCAGACGAAGAAAAGCCAAAUGUGACGGAGAAGCAGCUUUGUCCACUUGCACAAGCUGUCGACGGGCUGGAGAGCAGUGCACUUUUAAUUUGCCCGUUGCGAGACGAGGACCUAAGAGCAACAAGUCGAGACGUCAUGCACCACCGUCCGCCGAUGCUCAUGGACAGGAUAUCGGUCUAUCAAGCUCGCUCCACGCGGGACAACCUGCCACAACUCUGCAAUUCUCCGCUGUCUCCCCUACGCCGCCCGGCCACGUUGGCUCUCUCGAUCCCCGCACUCCGAGACCAAGCUCCCUGACAAGCUCGCCCUCUUGGACUACCGGCCUGGUGGACCCGGCACUGUCUCCCCCUGAAGAGCAGACGCCGUUGUCAUCAUUGCAGCGAUGGCAUCACUUGGCGCGCGCCCUUCACUUGCGCGAUCCUGCGGCAGAUCUGGAGCGGACGGUGAAUCGGUGCUUUGACCUGUUCUUUGGAUACUUGUUUCCCCUGAUUCCGCUAGUCCAUGAGCCCAGUCUACGUGACGGCUUACGUUUUUUUGUAUCCCAAGCAGCUAGAUCAGGUAUUGGUGUGACAGGCCCAGAGCUGUGGUCAUCUUUCGUCCGCGGAAAUCCUAUAGGAGUGGAUAGCAUUCUCGAUCGGGCAAACAGCUUGAAAUACCCGGAACUCUGGCCCGAUUCGACCUUCACACUGAUCACAGCCGUCUGUGCGGAAGCGGCAUUUCUCUUGCCCAAGGACAUUUUUCCCGAGGGCGAAAGGAUCGCGGACUUAUUCCUCAAGGCGUCUCGUAGUUGUUUGCACAGCUACCUUGAGGAAGAUCUGGAGUACCCAAAUGCGAACUCUGUGGCUAUCCGCUACUUCCACUCCAACUGCCUACAUGCAGCCGGGAAGCCUCGAUUUUCAUGGCACAUUUUCGGGGAAGCCACCCGACUGGCACAGGUCAUGCAGAUGCAUGAUGAGAUGUCACUGCAGAACCUGUCCGCGGUGGAGGCAGAGCUCCGCCGACGUGCGUUCUGGAUCGUUUACAUCGGAGAUAAGUCAGCAGCAAUCCUUAACAAUCGUCCAAUCACCAUUCACAAGUUCUCGUUCGACACUGGCAUUACCAUUGCAUACCCUUCUGGCAUUGAGGAUGGCACAGGAGUCUCCCCAGCCAGUGCCGAACCAGAUUUGUCCACGCGAAUGAGCUUCAUUGCGGGAUUCAACGCAAAUCUACGUCUAUGGCAGACAGCUUCAGACCUCAUUCUCGAGAUGCGGCUCCUGGAAAGCCAGAAGGAGGUAGGGAUGCUCACUCCACGACUAUUGACCGUUGAAGAACGCCACAGGCUUGGAAACUUAUAUGUCUCGUUCAUCACGUCGUUGGACAAGUUGCCGCAGUAUUUACAAACCGACACUCUAUUAGCGUCGAUCAACGACAACAACAGUAGUUAUCGCCGAAAGCAGUACGUGAUCCAGUGGGCGAAUCUCAAUGUUUCGCUUCACUGCUUGAGAUUGGUCAUCGACCAGAAACUAGAAGAUCUGGGCUACUAUGUAGCGGGAGUCGAACAUCCCGAUAUGUCAUUAUUGAGGAAGACGGAAAUAGCUCGCGACAUGCUGCGAGUGAUCCGAGAAGCGCCCUUUUGGUCGCUACAGGUAAACGGCGAGCCAUGUGUUGAAAAAAUAAGGCUCAUUGGCGCUAGCCUGCUGGAGAUAAUAGACCAAUAUGAGGCUUCUCCACUGUCGGUGCGAGCACGAAACGAUCUUUCAAUCCUUCUAGACAUCCUCACUCGCCUGGAUUCAAAAGCCUCAGACACCCUUAGAAAGCCUUCGUGA
Molecule: messenger RNA, 1845 nt
Organism: Aspergillus udagawae
Lineage: Eukaryota; Fungi; Ascomycota; Eurotiomycetes; Eurotiales; Aspergillaceae
Product: transcription factor domain-containing protein
Exons: 3
Coding region: 1-1845 (614 amino acids)
Biological process (GO): DNA-templated transcription; regulation of DNA-templated transcription
Molecular function (GO): zinc ion binding; DNA binding; DNA-binding transcription factor activity, RNA polymerase II-specific
Source: RefSeq, a predicted model, not a curated record